AUGUUGGUGGCGACACUUCUUCUUUUCCUUAUUCCGUCAUGCCUUUCAUAUUGUGAUUUGGAUUGCAAAAGGCUUGAGGAUGACCCCAGUAAGAUGGUUUGGACAGAAAGAGCCACUUACUGUGAGAAUUUGUACCCAGAUUCAACCUGUUACGCACAGUAUGAGGGCCAACCCAACGUCACUGCUGGCGGCUCUGCGGUACGUCCAAGUUUCUGCUUGGGCCCUACUGACGCGAAUGGUGUCACCACGGAGAAUCUAGAUACAAUUGCUUAUUCGAAAAAGUUCUGUGCGAAACGAUGUGGAUAUUGUUGUGUGACGGAGGACCAUACAUGUAAUUGGACCAUCCCAUCUGGAUACACCGCGGAGAUUCAGAAGAUUUGUAAAGAAGUGACUUGGGACAAGUGUCUGAACUCUGUGGAAUACCGACCGAUUUAUGCGAAAUACUGUCCGAAUUACUGUGGAUUUUGUAUGUUCAACGGGUGUGUGGACGCUGUGUCGAGUUGUUCAAAAGAUCCGGCGGUAUGCAGAUCUCCCGCUAUGCUGACAUUCGCUAGUCAGUAUUGUAAGAAGACUUGUGGCUACUGUACGGCUUGUCCGGAUACGAGAACGGAUUGUGCUGAGAUGGUUAGACUGUAUGACUACUGUAACGUGGUGUCGAGGUUACAAAAGAAGACUGAAUGUGCGAAGACUUGUAAUAUGUGUUGA
Caenorhabditis remanei is the source of this 705-nucleotide messenger RNA. RefSeq lists its product as uncharacterized. The record is from RefSeq and is a predicted model, not a curated record. The transcript has 2 exons. Bases 1 to 705 code for a protein of 234 amino acids. Lineage: Eukaryota; Metazoa; Nematoda; Chromadorea; Rhabditida; Rhabditidae.